This is a messenger RNA of Athalia rosae (coleseed sawfly), 1175 nucleotides long. RefSeq names its product mitotic spindle assembly checkpoint protein MAD2A (gene mad2). NCBI's taxonomy places the organism in Eukaryota, Metazoa, Arthropoda, Insecta, Hymenoptera, Athaliidae. Bases 360 to 1001 code for a protein of 213 amino acids. Gene Ontology annotation, biological process: mitotic spindle assembly checkpoint signaling. Gene Ontology annotation, cellular component: kinetochore; nucleoplasm; cytoplasm. The record is from RefSeq and is a predicted model, not a curated record. The transcript has 2 exons.
UAUUGAUAAAAUUGCGUAUUUUUGAAACUGUAUAAUUUGCAGUAUUUCUAGCGAUGGUGAUACUAUACGUACUCAAUUCAUAUCGUGAGGAAUCGGGGAAGCAAAAAUGUUUUCCCGGCAUGUAACUACCCGUUAAGUUGUGAUUGGUGGGUUUUUGUAUGCAGGGGUGGUUCAUGCAGGCAGUUUGUAUUGAACUUCUGUAACCGGCGCCAGUAACUAACCCUAAAGACAAAGAAAAGAAGUGUUGGAUUCCCGGUGAAUUAUGCAAGACUUCUCAUACUAGAAAAAUAACCACCAAAUACUAGAGAUAUUCUAUGAUAGUAGUACGUUCUUAACGGUGUCCCAAAUCGUAUUUCGCAAUGUCAGAAACACAACAAAAAUCGAAGUGUAUAACCCUGAAAGGAUCCGCAGAGCUUGUGUCUGAAUAUUUACAUUACGGUAUCAACAGUAUUCUUUAUCAGCGAGGUAUAUACCCCCCGGAAACAUUUGAGCCCGCUGACCACUUCGGACUGUCAAUCCUGGUUUCAACAGAUGAAAAAAUCAAGUCUUUUCUCCAAACUGUCCUGGGACAAAUUCGAGAAUGGUUAGUUGAGAAGAAAGUACAAAAGCUAACACUAGUCAUUACCAAUGUGAAUACAAGAGAGGUUCUGGAGAAAUGGGAUUUCAAAGUGGAUUACGAGGGUCCAACGGCCAACGGCACGCAUCCUGAUAAUAAAACUAGUAGUCUCCCACUUGAAAUUGGCACAAAAGAUACAAAAACUAUUCAAAAAGAAAUAAGAGAAGUGAUACGACAGAUCACAGGCACAGUUAGUUUCUUGCCUUUGCUCGAUUGCCUUUGUUCUUUUGAUAUCCUAACGUACACUGUUCCCGAUUGUAAUAUACCCACAGAAUGGGAUGAAACACAGCCAGUAUUCAUAGCUAAUAGUCAGGAGGUCCAACUCAGGACAUUUUCUACGUCGAUUCAUAAGAUGGAAACUGUAGUAAGCUAUAAAAACGAUUAAGAACUCCUAAUCUAAUAUAAAUAAAAAGAAUGCUCCUUCCUCAUAGAACAAUACAUCAUAAUUCAUAUAAUUAGUGAUAUUUUUUUACUGGAUAAUAUUUUUUAUGAUUGAUGUAAGCCGAUUUCUUGUUAAUUAAGAUGAUUAAUGAAUUUUCAAUAAAGUUUUUUUCAUAGA